Molecule: messenger RNA, 2788 nt
Organism: Mercurialis annua (annual mercury)
Lineage: Eukaryota; Viridiplantae; Streptophyta; Magnoliopsida; Malpighiales; Euphorbiaceae
Product: receptor-like protein CLAVATA2
Exons: 1
Coding region: 490-2670 (726 amino acids)
Molecular function (GO): protein binding
Source: RefSeq, a predicted model, not a curated record
UGAGUGCUUUUCAGUUCACUCACCCUUUCAAUUUUAAAGCUCACAUUGAUUAAGUGAGAGAAAAACAGAGCUCUUUAAUGGCUUCAUUAAUGUUAAUGUAAACAUCAAGAAGAAGAAGAACACAAAAGGAAUUAAAGUUUCCAACAUUCCUUAGUUCAACUUCAUUAUCAUCAACUUCUCUCUCUAGAUUCUUCUCACUCUAGAUUCCUUUAGUAAGUUCAUUAUCUUUACAUUCUUAACAUUAUAACCUUUCCAUUAAAAUUUCUUUCUUUUUGCUAACUAUUACAAUCUUGCUGCUUAAUCCUUGCCAAAUUUCUAGUUUUGGAACUUGGGUGUAACUUUUUUUAGAGAAAAGUUUUCACCUUUGAAUUUGUAUGAUUGUUCUUGUCAAAGAUUGAACUGAAGUGGGUUGUAGUUAUGGAACUUGGGUUUAACUUUUUUUAGAGAAAAGUUUUCACCUUUGAGUUUGUAUGAUUGUUCUUGUCUAACAUGGAACUGAAGUGGGUUGUAGUUAUUGAACAUUGUAAGGUUCUCAGAUUACAUUUAUUCUUGAUGUUGGUACUUCUGUGUUCGUACCACUCUUGUUGCAUUGAUCUUCACCUUGAAGACAAGGCAUCACUUUUGAUAUUUCGUUCACAGCUUCAAGACCCUAAUGAUUAUUUGUCAACUUGGGAUGGGUUUAACUGCACAAAUUGGACUGGAGUUGCCUGUGAAAAUCAGACUGGCCGUGUCGUGUCGAUAAACUUGACUAACAUGAAUUUGUCAGGUCAUAUUCACCCUAGUUUGUGCAAAGUUGUGUCUCUUGAGUUCUUGGUUCUGUCUGGAAAUGGCUUCACAGGCCAAAUCCCAUUGUGUUUUGGCUGGUUGCUGAAUCUUGAAGUUCUUGAUCUUAGUCGCAAUAGAUUUGGUGGUAUUCUCCCUGGUACGCUAAUCCGGCUUAGUCAGCUGAGAGAACUUAUUUUGAAUGGGAAUCAUGAUUUGGGAGGUGUGCUUCCUUGGUGGAUUGGUAAUUUCUCAUCAAAUUUGGAAAAGAUUGACUUGAGCUACAAUACAUUUCAAGGGGAAAUACCAGAGAGCUUGUUUCAUUUGAAUUCUUUAAAGUAUUUGAAUCUUGGAAACAAUUUCUUAUCCGGCAAUCUUCUCGACUUCUAUCAGUCUCUACGUGUUCUCAAUUUUGGGUCUAAUUCUUUUUCAGGAACGUUGCCUUGUUUUUCUGCUUCUGCUCAGACUCUAACGGUUUUGAACUUAGCUAAUAAUUCUAUUGUUGGGGGUAUUCCUACAUGCAUUUCUUCUCUAAAAGAAUUGAGGCAUUUGAAUUUGUCAUUCAAUCACUUGAGCUAUGCGCUUUCUCCGAGGCUUGUUUUCUCAGACGAGCUUCUUGAGUUGGACUUGAGUUUCAAUGAGUUAUCCGGUCCACUUCCAACCAAGAUUGCAGAGACUACUGAGAAAUCAGGACUUGUUCUUCUUGAUCUAUCACAUAAUCAUUUCUCUGGUUCUAUCCCAUUGAAGAUCACAGAACUGAAAAGCUUGCAAGCAUUGUUUCUUUCUCACAAUCUUCUUAGUGGCGAAAUCCCGGCGAGGAUUGGAAAUUUGACUUAUCUCCAAGUUAUAGAUCUUUCUCACAACUUAUUGUCAGGUUCUAUUCCUUUGAACAUUGUUGGGUGCUUUCAGCUACUAGCUUUGGUACUCAAUAACAAUAAUCUUUCUGGUGAAGUUCAACCGGAACUUGAUGCUUUGGAUAGCUUGAAGAUAUUGGACAUAAGUAACAACGGGAUUUCUGGAGAAAUUCCUUUGACAUUGGCAGGUUGCAAAUCUCUCGAAAUAGUAGAUUUUAGCUCCAACAAUCUAUCUGGAGGUCUUAAUGAUGCUAUAACUAAAUGGUCGAAUCUCAGGUAUCUGUCCUUGGCUCGGAACAAAUUCAGUGGAAGUCUACCUAGUUGGUUUUUCACAUUCAAUGCAAUUCAAAUGAUGGAUCUCUCAGGAAACAAAUUCUCAGGGUUUAUACCAGAUGGUAACUUCAAUAUUAGCUUGAACUUCAAUAACGGAGAUAUUAUUCGAAGAUCGCUUACCGAGCCAUUUAUUAUGCGUACCCUGGAGAUCAAAAGAUCAGCAUUGGUUGUUGAUAGCAAUGAAUUAAGCUUCAGCUAUUGUCUGUCUUCAGCGGUUGGAAUUGAUCUGUCUGAUAAUUUGUUCCGUGGGGAGAUUCCAGAGGGCCUUUUCGGACUGAAAGGUCUCGAGUAUCUCAACUUGUCAUACAAUUUUCUUGAUGGCGAAAUUCCAGACUUAGAGAAAAUGUCGAAUUUAAGGGCUUUGGAUUUAUCGCAUAAUUCUUUGUCUGGUCAGAUUCCAACAAACAUCUCCCACCUUAAGGGUCUUACACUCUUGAACUUGUCGUAUAACAGCUUUUCUGGAUUCGUUCCCAAGCAAGAGGGCUACCGAAGAUUUCCAGGUGCAUUUGCAGGGAAUCCAGAGUUGUGUGUGGAGUCCUCUGGUGGAGGGUGCAAUGGUGCAAGCCUUCCGGCUGUGCCUGGGAAGUCAUCUGAAGAUAUGGAUGGUCCAAUUACUGUUUGGAUCUUCUUCUUAAGUGCUUUUAUUAGCUUCUAUUUUGCUGUUAUGAUUUUAUGUUGCUCUGGUCGAGCAAGAAAGUAUAUUCUCCAGACUAAAGUUUAACAGGUUAUGCAAGUGAACUAGUGUACAUUCUCAUCUCAUGUUUGAAUGAUUGAUGAUUGUUCUGAUUGGCAAUUCAACUUCUGAAUUCUAAUGAGUAUUUAGAUAUCCAUUCAUGUUC